Molecule: messenger RNA, 1836 nt
Organism: Paramisgurnus dabryanus
Lineage: Eukaryota; Metazoa; Chordata; Actinopteri; Cypriniformes; Cobitidae
Gene: pcolcea
Product: procollagen C-endopeptidase enhancer a
Biological process (GO): proteolysis
Molecular function (GO): collagen binding; protein binding; peptidase activator activity
Source: RefSeq, a predicted model, not a curated record
CCUCCUUUAUCCCUCCUUCCUUCAUAUCAUGUGUCGUGUGGCUGCAUGCGGCUCUCAGUACUGUGGAAUAUGGAGCGUUUAACUGGUGUGUGGAGUUGGGUGCUGUUGUUGUUUAUGAGUUUUGGAGCAACGUUGUGUCAGACAACCAACUACACCAGGCCUGAGUUUAACUGCGGAGGUGAUCUGAAUGGAGAGUCCGGCUUUGUAGGAAGCGAAGGUUUCCCGUCAUACUACAAACCUAACAGCAAAUGCACUUGGUACAUUACAGUCCCCGAGGGUAAUGUGGUCAUGCUCUCCUUCAGGGUUUUUGAUUUGGAGGCUGACUCUCUUUGUCGCUAUGACUAUGUGGAUGUGUAUAAUGGACACUCUAACAUGGUACAGAAGCUCGGGCGCUUCUGUGGAACGUUCAGACCUGGGGCUCUUAUCUCCACAUCCAACGUCAUGAUGUUAGAGAUGGUGUCCGAUUCAGGGACAGGUGGAAGAGGGUUCGUGGCCAGCUUCAGUGGAGUAAAGCCACAUGUUGAUGAUGUACAGUUUUGUGGUGGGAAGCUCACAAAGUCUCAGGGCACAAUCAAAACUCCAAACUGGCCCGAGAAGAAUUAUCCAGCAGGCAUCAGCUGUUCCUGGCUUAUCACAGUGGAACCAGAAAUGGUGAUCGAGGUGAAGUUUGACAAGUUUGAUGUGGAGUCUGACAAUUAUUGCCGCUUUGACUAUGUAACGUUUUAUAACGGAGGAGAAAAAGAUGACUCGCGACGCAUCGGAAAAUACUGCGGAGACACUGCACCUCAGAAUAUUGUAACCAACAGUAAUGUGCUAUUGGUCCAGUUUGUGUCUGACCUUAGUGUGACGUCCGAUGGAUUCAUGGCCACGUACUACAGUAUCCCACGUGGCCAGCGCACUCCAACUGAAGGAGGUGAUGUUAUGUCAGGACCUAGAGUGACAUCCACACUCACAAGACCCCGUAUCACCCCGGUUAAACCAGUGAAACCUGUUGUCGUGACAACAGAAGCACCAACCACAACAACAACAACAACCACUACUACAAAGAUGCCAGAGCAGCGAAAGCCACGACCCAAACCUGUCCAACCCAAGAAACCUGCAAGACCGUCAGUUCGUGAACCGGAACCUGAUGAGCCCAAACCAGCUGCAGACAUAAACCCCUUGUGUCCCAAGGCAUGUAAAAGAGAGAGUUCCAUCAAGACCAGCUUCUGUGCUAGUGAAUUUGUAAUCACCGGUAAAAUGACAGCAAUGAGCCCUGGACCUAAUGGAAGCCUGCAUGCAACCGUUUCCUUAAUUAAGGCCUAUAAGACCGGUAGCCUUACAAUCACCCAAGCUGGCGAGACCAUGUCUGUCAAACUCAUGCUAACCUGCAGGAAAUGUCCACUGCUGCGCAGAGGUCAAAACUACAUCCUGAUGGGUCAGGUGGACGAGGAUGGGCGUGGCAUACUCAGUCCCGGCAGUUUUACAGCCUUGUACAAAGCCACCCAUCAAAAGUUAUUGACCAACAUCAACAACCAACCAUGCUGAUGGCAAAGAUCAGAUGAUGGCAGUAGAUGAAAGCAAUCAAUCACUAUAGAUAGACAGUAAACAGGCCAAAUUGAUCACAGCGGUCUGAAUAUUAAGAGAUGUUUUUUGGCAUUGUACUAUAAUGCUCAGGAAGUUAUAUUCUCAGACAGUAUUUCAUUUUCAUUUUAAUUCAAACCAUGCUGCAUUUAAAGCUCAGAACUGAAUUCUACUUUUUCUAAAAAGUUAAUUGUUCAAUUUAUUCACUCCGAGAUGUCACAAAAUAUAUUUGUAAUUUAUGAUGAUGUCUUCAAAUACAGGAUUUAUAUAACA